UCUCUCUCUGUCUCCCUCUCCUCGGUCUUCUUCGCUCGCUCGCUCGCUUUCUCUCGGCGUCUCCUUCCCCCGCUGCGCUUCCAUCGCGGAGGCAGAAGGGGGAGGCGGCGAGCCCGGGCUCCUCUCCCUCUUUUGGGCUCCCUCCCCCGGCCCCGCAUUCUUGAGAAAGGAGCAAAAGCAACAAAGAAGCCCGAAGAGGAGGAGGAGGAGCGGGAGGAGCGGGCGGCGGCGGCAGGAACUGCCGCAAGAGGCGGCCAAAACUUUGCAACGCUUUUCUUCUGCUUGGGAACUUUUUGGCAAAAGUCCGCGCCAAGUUUUUCUUUCUCCCGCUCCUUCCUGACUUUUUUGGGGGGACGGAAGAAGCAUCCCGGGGGCUGCCUCGGCCCAGGGGGCGGCUCUCCGGAUCAUGGCCUUCGGUGGGGCCCAGGCCCAGGCCGAGGCGACGGCGAUGCAGCCCGGCCCGCGACUCCCGGGACGAGGAGGCGCCUUGCGCGCGGAGCCCGGUGCGCCCUAGGCGCACGGCCGGGGAAACCCGAGGAGGCGCAGGCGGCGCGGACGCUCCGAUGGCCCGUUUGGGGCUGGUCCGGUGGCUGCUUUGGGGGCUGCUGGGCGUGGGGCUGGGCGCCCCGGACGGCGGGGCGGCGGCGGGGGCCUCGAGGCUCAACGGGAGCGCGGCGGCGGCGCCGUCGGGCCGGGGCGAGGAGCGGUGCAAGCGCGCGGCGCAAUGCGAAGCGCUCCAGCAAAGCGUGUGCCUGGGCUCGCCGCUGCCCUACGCCGCCACCUCCACCCUCCUGGCCGGGGACUCCAGCUCGCAAGAGGAGGCGCACGACAAGCUGCUCCUGUGGUCCGGUUUACGAAAUGCCCCCCGCUGCUGGGACGUGAUCCAGCCCCUCCUCUGCGCCGUGUACAUGCCCAAGUGUGAGGAUGGCCAAGUUGAGCUGCCCAGCCAGACCCUCUGCCAAGCCACCCGGGGCCCUUGCACCAUCGUGGAACGAGAACGAGGCUGGCCGGACUUCCUCAAGUGCACCACGGGCUUUCCUGAAGGCUGUCCGAAUGAGGUCCAGAACAUCAAAUUCAACAGCUCUGGGCAGUGUGAGGCCCCCCUGGUCCGGACGGACAACCCCAAGAGUUGGUACGAGGACGUCGAAGGCUGCGGCAUCCAGUGCCAGAACCCCCUUUUCACUGAGAAGGAGCACCGUGAAAUGCAUGUCUACAUCGCCUCCUUCAGCUCCGUCACCAUUUUCUGCACCUUCUUCACUUUGGCCACAUUCCUCGCCGACUGGAAGAACUCGAACCGGUACCCAGCGGUCAUCCUCUUCUACGUCAACGCCUGCUUCUUCAUGGGGAGCAUCGGCUGGCUGGCGCAGUUCAUGGACGGAGCCCGCAGCGAGAUCGUGUGCCGUGCCGACGGGACCAUGCGAUUGGGGGAGCCCACCUCCAACGAGACCCUCUCCUGCGUGAUUAUCUUCGUCAUCGUCUACUAUUCCUUGAUGUCGGGCGUAAUCUGGUUCGUCAUGCUCACCUAUGCCUGGCACACAUCCUUCAAGGCGCUGGGGACCACCUACCAGCCGCUGGUGGGGAAAACCUCCUACUUCCACUUGGUCACCUGGUCCAUUCCCUUCGUCCUCACCGUCGCCAUUUUGGCGGUUGCCCAGGUUGACGGGGACUCUGUGAGCGGCAUUUGCUUUGUGGGCUACAAGAACUACCGCUACCGAGCCGGUUUUGUCCUGGCCCCCAUCGGCCUAGUGCUGAUCAUCGGUGGCUAUUUCCUGAUCAGAGGUGUGAUGACCUUGUUCUCCAUCAAAAGCAACCACCCAGGUCUCCUGAGCGAAAAAGCCGCCAGUAAGAUCAAUGAGACGAUGUUGCGCCUUGGAAUCUUUGGCUUCCUGGCGUUCGGCUUCGUCUUCAUCACCUUCGGGUGCCACUUCUACGAUUUCUUCAACCAGGCGGAGUGGGAGAGGAGCUUCCGGGAGUACGUCUUGUGUGAGGCCAACGUGACAAUUGCCACACAGACCAACAAACCCAUCCCUGACUGCGAGAUCAAGAACCGCCCCAGCCUGUUGGUGGAGAAGAUCAAUCUCUUUGCCAUGUUUGGGACGGGGAUUUCCAUGAGCACCUGGGUGUGGACCAAAGCUACCCUCCUCAUCUGGAAGCGCACCUGGGGCAGGCUGACUGGCCAGAGCAACGACGAGCCCAAGAGGCUGAAGAAGAGCAAGAUGAUUGCCAAGGCCUUUUCCCGGCGCAAAGAGCUUCAGCACAACCCCAACCAAGAGCUCUCCUUCAGCUUGCGGACUGUCUCGCACGAGGGGCCGGUUGCUGGUUUGGUUUUCGAUAUCAAUGAGCCGUCGGGAGAUGUGUCCUCUGCCUGGGCCCAGCAUGUGACCAAGAUGGUAGCCAGGAGGGGAGCCAUUUUGUCUCAAGAUGUCUCCGUCACUCCGGUAGCAACGCCAGUGCCCCCCGAGGAGCGAGCCAACUUGUGGCUGGUGGAGACCGAGCUGUCCCCCCGGCGGGAGAAGAAGCUGAGCCGCAAGAAGAAAAAGCGGCGGAAGAAGAAGGAGGUCUGCCCCAUGGGGCCCGCCUACGACCUGGACCCCUUCGCCCCACAGCGCCUCAGCUCCGUCCCUCGCCUCCCCCAGCUCCCCAAGACCAAGUGCUUUGUCGCCAGCGCCAGGGAGGCUCAGGCCCUGAACGACGUCCUUGCGCCCAGGGCCUACCCGGCCUGGCGCCCCGCGGCCCUGCCCCAGGAGGACCCUUUUUCCAGGGGGCCGCCCCCAGAGCACCCGUUGGCCCUCGGCUGCCGGCGGAACAGCGCCGCCCUGCCUCCCGUCAGCCACCCCUUCUGCCCGGAUAACGGCCCCGUGGAGGAGGCAGGACCCGGAAGCGGUGCCUGGUUCUUCCCGGGACGCCGGCAGCCUCUGCCUCGCGGCAGCUUCCCCCAGCCACCACCCCGGAGCGUGGCCCCGGGGCCUGGCUUUCUGAGUGGCACCCCGCGCAGGGCUCCGCAGGCCCAGGGGCGGCGAGGGGAGCUGCCAGCCCCCAUGCACUCCCGGACAAACCUCAUGGAUGCGGAAUUGCUGGACCUCGAUUCGGAUUUUUAGGAUUUUGGAAAGACCCUUUCCAGAGGACUUUGGGGGGACGAGGGAGAAGAGGUUUAUUUGGUUGUAGAGCAGCCAUGACGGGAGAAUCGGACGUUCCCAACUUCUGCCCCCACCAGAAGCGGUCUCCUGGGUUUUUGCCCCGCUAGGAAGAAGCUAUAUUUUCCCUGCUGAGAUAACAAGACGGUUUUCUUUGAGCUCUUGUUUCUGACUUUGGCGCAAAAUCUUUCUUUUCUUUCCUUCCUCCCUCCAGGCGAAAUCUUGCACGUCCCAACGCGUCCGCCGUUGCCUCGCCGUUUGCUUAGGAAAACAGGCAGAUCUCCUGAGAUGGAAAUCGCUGAAUGCUUUUUCCACAGCAUGGAUCUUGCGGGAUAUUUAUUGAGGGCCAGGGAGGGUUUUUGAGCAGCGACGGUCGCAGUGCCUGUUGGGCAAGAUGUUAGAGAGGGUCCCCAAGUCUUCUCCCUGCGCUUCCAAACAGAACCUCUUCAGGGCUUGCCAAAUGGCGCUGCCCUGAAGUAGAUCCAGGGUCUCUUCCCCGUCGGCGGUGUGUGUGAACGCUCCCUCCCUCCUGUGAGCGGGCGCGCUGGUUUUCGUGAGGUGGGUGCAGAGCCCAGAGGGCCGUGUGGUUUAUUGCAGGGCCAGAAGGAAGGCGGUUGGGAUCCGUUCUGAUCUUCUAGCUGAAGAACCUUUCCCACCUCAUUCUUUCCCGGGGGUCCCAUGGCAGCGGUGGGUGGAGCCAGUGACAAAAAUGGGCGGAGCAACAAAUAGAAAAUUGUACAGUGGGCCGAGCAUCAUCGUUAGAGUUCAGUGACAUGUUCCGGCCGCCCAUAAACACGCUGGCCUUGGGGCCUGGGGACAGAUCCGAGGGUCGGAUAUCGAGGUCUUCAGGGCCAGGUUCAGACCCCAGGCCUGAGUUCCUCCACCCUGGUGUAGGAUCCAUGCUUUGGAGAUCCAGCUCUUGCCUUGCACAUUCGACGUUUGGCAAAUAGGUGUCGCAAGGGCACCUGGAGAAAAAUAUUGAUUGGACAAGGAGGCUGCAUAGACGGGUUUGGGUAUAUUGCGCUUUGUUGACAGAUUCAUGCGCAAGGCAGGGCUGCAAAUCUGUGCCAGAGCCCUUGGAUAUUGGAUAUUGCAGGUUGAAUCCCCGGAGAGUCUCCAGUCUGGAGGUUGCAGGCCUGGACCAACUCCUUUCAACAGGGCUGGGGGAAGUUGUAGCUUUCUGAAGGUUCCUGGACUCCAAUUCCCAUCAUCCUCUGCAGCACAGGGAUGAUGGGAGUUGUAGUGCAGCAGUAUCGGGGGGCCGCGGGAACAGGAUCCCCAGCUCUCCUCUAUAGGACCACUUUGUGCGAUCCUUCCAAUGGGAUUCACCCUACUCUGAGAACAUUCCCCAUAGAAAGGAUUCCCAGUUGGGAAUCAGAAGCCUAGGGUUGCUUGCGAGGACUAAGCAUCCCAGCAUGCAGUGCGUGCCACCUCUGUAUUGCCUGAUGGGAGUUGUAGUCUUGAUUUUCGUCAUCGGAAUUGAAUGGCCACUUGUGUCUCGCAUAAAGGAUGGGGGGAAAGCAACCGUCGUAUUAAGUAAACACAAACGUCCUAUUGGAUAUGGAGAGUUUGGGGGAGCGACGCCGCUCUGGUAACACGUUGAAAUAUUUCUGUUGCUCUUUUUUUAAUUUCAUGCCGUUCGUUAACAUAUCGACGUAUAAAGCGCAGAGGUGAGUUUUUGUUUUAAUAGUGUCAGAGCUUAGACUUUGUAGCUUUUUCAUAGGAAAUGAAUUUUAAAAGAGAAAAAUGCUACCCAGCAGUCCCUAGUUGGAGAAAUAAUGACUUCUGUCUUGUAGUCCCAAGGUGGAUGGCCUGAGGCUGCCUCCCCCCAUGCUGAAGCUAAGCAGGUGUGGGGCUGGUCAGUGUCUGGAUGGGAGACUGCCUGGGAAUCACCCGUGGGGGAAGAAAACGUUGACGAGGUGGGAAUACAGAUUUAAGAAAUAAAUAGUAAUUGGAACAGUC
Molecule: messenger RNA, 5096 nt
Organism: Podarcis muralis (Common wall lizard)
Lineage: Eukaryota; Metazoa; Chordata; Lepidosauria; Squamata; Lacertidae
Gene: SMO
Product: smoothened, frizzled class receptor
Biological process (GO): smoothened signaling pathway; commissural neuron axon guidance; pattern specification process
Cellular component (GO): cilium; dendrite; plasma membrane
Molecular function (GO): transmembrane signaling receptor activity; patched binding
Source: RefSeq, a predicted model, not a curated record